Messenger RNA from Polyodon spathula (Mississippi paddlefish), 1787 nucleotides. It is a transcript of the gene rpain, whose product is annotated as RPA interacting protein. The transcript is spliced from 7 exons. The record is from RefSeq and is a predicted model, not a curated record. NCBI's taxonomy places the organism in Eukaryota, Metazoa, Chordata, Actinopteri, Acipenseriformes, Polyodontidae. Gene Ontology annotation, biological process: protein import into nucleus. Bases 230 to 913 code for a protein of 227 amino acids. Gene Ontology annotation, cellular component: PML body; nucleus.
UUUAUUUUAAUACCACAAACUGAGUAAAACAUUAUCUCAUUGCUGUUGUUGUGCGAACACUAAGUCCCAUGCUGCAGUGCGCUACGUCAGUACAUUCCUCGGUGUUACGUAGCGCCUGAUAGGUUUAUUAAAGGUCGUACGCACGGACGCCGGAAAAUAAAGUAGUGUUGUGUUUUGCAAAGUUAUUUUUUUUUUGGUUUGUUUUUAUCUGAUUACUUAUUAACAGAAAAUGGACGCCAUGCACAGACACCGUGCUAUGUAUAAAGGCACCACACCACCUUGGAAAGAGACCUACAGGAAGCGAUGUGUGGAGCGCCUGAGGAACAGCCGCUCGAGGCUGCUGCAGAGGUAUCGGCAAGCUGGGGGGAGCCUGCACUGCGGGGCCCAGGGCUCCUUCAUGGUACAGGAGGUGAUGGAAGAGGAGUGGAACGCACUGCAGACAGCAGACUGGGGGCUGCCCUCCAUGUGGAGCAAAGGGGGCGGCUUUGGAGAUAUUUUCAACCUCAAGAACGACGAGGAGUUGGCAGUGCUCGAGGAGAUUCAACGGGAACUUGUUGCGCAGGAACAAGCCAUCCUUGAAGAAUAUGACAGAAGCAUGCUGUAUGAGGAGCAGUGUGUGAUUGCGAUGACUGAAGGCCUGGAUGCAGAUAGCCACAUUAUCUGUCCACUCUGUCACAGGAAUAACCUGACCGUUAACAGUCACUUUGUCUCAUGCCCGUGUGGGAUGUACAUUAAUACGCAGAACAAAAAUAUCACUGUGGAAUACCUCCGACCCCUUCUGGAGAGCCGAGUGACUGAUCAUAAUGACCAGUGUUGCCAAAAUCCUGUCUUCUCAGUUGCCAAUGGCAUUGAAAGGUCUGCUAAUUUACUCAUGAGCUGUACGGCUUGCGAUUACCUGUCAAUCAUCCUCUGAAGCAGACAGAGACGCUGCAGUCCAAGUCUUUACUCUGCAAGAAGGAUUUCUUCUGUAUCUGAAGGAUUUGUUUUGUUUGCAUGCAGUUUAUCCUAUUGCAAUGGUGUGUGCCUGUCUUGUCUUUUCUUAAUGUUAAUUUCUGUGAAAUAAAGCUUUUUUUUUAUUGUACAAAAGUGUUUUUUAUGCAUUUGCUUUAUUUGAACUAGAAUUGCUUUGAACAAUAAAUAUGGAUCUGGUUUGCGUAAUAGGAAUUAUCCAUUCUGAAACUAUUGAAAAUCAAUAUUCUGUGUUUUGUAGUACAAGUGAUGGGUCAUUACCUAAUGCAGAUUAAACAUGUUUUUGCAUUAAGAAUCCCCUGGGAUAUAUUGCCUCUUCAGAUUCUCCACCAACCUUGCUAGUUUUACAAAAGCUGUUUGGAUCCAUUUUAAACAUGUUCUAUAAAGGUCUUGUUGCAAGUUUUUUUUAUAUCUACAGUACUGUAGACUACUGAUUGAAAAUAAAUUCUCAAUGAACAAUGCAAUACCUAGUACUGUAGCGCCACAGUAAAACAGGACUAUUUGGUUCAUCAACAUGUGUGUUUGUCUAUUUUUCUUGUUCCCCUUUUCUGCUAAUUCUUUUUUAAUUGAAUGGGCUUGACUGUUUUAAUUGGAACCUGAACAAAUUAAGCAACCCUUCACUAUUCAUUUUUGAGGUGAUUUUUAAAAAAAAUGUUAUGCUGUGAUCCUACUGUGUGUCAAGAAAUAACAUUAUUUGGAAAAAAAAAAAAUCACAAGAUUAUAUUUAUGGAUUCUCUUGUUUCCCAUCCACAUAUUUUGAUGGAUUAACAAUGAAUAAACAGUAAUUGGACAUUUGAAGACAUGAUCAUUACAAAACA